Pseudophryne corroboree (corroboree frog) is the source of this 5185-nucleotide messenger RNA. It is a transcript of the gene ARHGEF38, whose product is annotated as Rho guanine nucleotide exchange factor 38. Gene Ontology annotation, molecular function: protein binding; guanyl-nucleotide exchange factor activity. The transcript is spliced from 14 exons. Gene Ontology annotation, cellular component: cytoplasm. The record is from RefSeq and is a predicted model, not a curated record. Gene Ontology annotation, biological process: intracellular signal transduction. The coding region runs from base 126 to 2474 and encodes 782 amino acids. Lineage: Eukaryota; Metazoa; Chordata; Amphibia; Anura; Myobatrachidae.
UUACUAGUGCAGGUACAGCUGAUCUAGUGAAGGGAGCGCUGACUCAUCCCAUUGCCGGAUUUCGGAGCCAGUUAAAUAAAACUCUAGCAGCAGGGAUAAUACUUUGAUACUUUGAAUGAUUGACCAUGGAUACCAAAGACUUCAAUGGAAAAGAUUCUGGAGGGGUCAAGAAGAAGAAACCCACUUUUCUCAAAAGCAGGUUGUAUAUGUUAGAGAGGAGGAAGACAGACACCAUUGUAGAGCAUGCCAUAAAUGAGGACCAUGGCAAUACAGGCACUCUGCGCAGGAGCCAGUCUGACAGGACAGAGUAUAACCAGAAGCUGAAAGAAAAAAUGGCACCCAGUGUUGCAGCAUCGGCUCCAACAUCUCCAGUGCAAGACACGACGGAGCUGAGGAUAAGAAAAAUGAAUAAGAGGGCAAAGAUUAUUGGAGAGCUGAUUCAAACAGAAAAAGAUUAUCUGAAUGACCUGGAACUCUGCAUCAGAGAAGUUGCUGAACCACUCAGAAAGCACCAUUCAGAACGCUUGGAUGUGGAUGCUCUAUUCAGUAACAUUGAGUCUGUCUGCCAGAUAUCAGCUAAACUCGUGUCCCUGCUGGAAGAAGCUACAACAGAUGUGGACCCUGAGCACCAAGUGAUAGGUGAAUUGUUUCUGGAGAUUAAAUGCCCACUAGAAGAUGUGUAUAAAAUCUAUUGUUAUCACCACGAUGAAGCACACACUGUGCUGGAGGCCUAUGAGAAAGACCAGGAGCUGAAGGAAUAUCUUAGACAGUAUACACAAACAUUAAAAAAAAUAUAUGAAGAGCAAAGUAAACCAAAUCUGCUGGACAUGGGAUCCCUGAUAAUUAAACCAAUCCAGCGGGUGAUGAAAUAUCCACUGUUGUUAUGUGAACUACUGAACUCCACUCCUCCAUGUCACCCGGACUACAGGACACUACAGGACGCCUUUACAGCGAUCAGAGAUAUCAAUUGCAAUAUUAAUGAGCUGAAAAGAAGGAAGGACUUAGUGUUGAAGUACCGGAGGGUAGAUGAAGAGGAAUCGCUGAAAGACAAACUUUCUAAACUCAGUAUUCACUCCAUUACAAAGAAGUCGAAGAGAGUGACCAGUCACCUGAAGAUACUUACAGGAGGAGAACAGGUGAAAGACCAAAUAUUUAAUAAAGAAGAAAAAAUAUUCAGAAGCUUGGAAAAGACUGUCCGGUUCUGUGUUAAAAACAUUGUGUGUACCCUCCAGCAUAUGCAGGAUGCUUUGCCUUUGGGUGGACUAAGUGCUAUGGAACUACAUGACAUGUUGCAUGAUGAUUCCCAGGAAAGCAAUCAAGAUAUAAGCUUGCAGAACAGUGUGCGGACACAGUAUGAACAGCUGGCCAGCAAACUGGACCGACUAGUUUCUACACCACUUUGUGCUCUGCAGUCCAUGUUCUCCAUGCCUCAGAAGCUUAUCCAGAAGCGUUAUGAUAAACUUCUGGACUACCACAGCUGCCUUCAGAAACCAGCUGAUGCUCAUCUAGACCAGGCAAGAAAGGACUAUGAGGCGCUUAAUGCACAGCUAGUGGAGGAACUGCAACUGUUUAAUAAGGCUGCACAGAAUAUCCUGUUCAAUUGCCUCUACUUCUUCAUCAACCUAGUGAAAGAAAUCAUGUCUACUGCAUUGGGAUCAUGUUUGCACAGUGCUGAACUCUUUCCACUGAUCUCUGCAAAUGUAAAUGAGGUUCAGCAACGAAUCAUGGAUGAGCUGCAGAAUCUAAACUUUAUGAAGGAAAACAACAAUGGUACAUUUAUUGAAAGAAAACUGAGCUUCGAAAGGAAGAAGACACUGUCUCCCCUGCCCGAACUACCUCGUCAGACUGAGAUUCACAGAUGCAAGCUACUGUCUACCUAUGGUGUUGAUAAACUUUACCAGGCAAAGCGCAAGUGCAAUGCUUCCCAGGAGCUAGAUAUAGAUCUGUAUGAGGGGGAGAUGGUGGCUAUUGUGGAGUACAACGACCCUUUGGGAAGUACUAGCAGGUGGUUUGUGGACACAGGAAUACUGCAAGGCUACGUCUAUUCAUCCUUUCUGAAACCAUACAACCCGGGAAGACAGCAAAAAGACUCAUCGGACAGCGCUUUCUGUGAUGAAGAUUUUGAUGACCUCAGUCUCUUUGUUUCAACUCGGCCUCCACGUGACAGACACAGUCGUGUAUCACAGGGCAGUGCAGGGGACAGCAGUCCAUCCAUAAAUGGAGAUGAUGAGAAACAUGACACCAAUGAAUCUGAUGCAGACAAUUGGCAAAAUAGCGAAGAAUAUCAUAUUUUCUAUGCUGUUUAUGCGUUUGAAGCUCGGAGUCAGCAGGAACUCACUCUGGAGGAGAAUCAGAGGGUCAGAAUAAUUAAGUUCUGUGACCUGAGUGGUAAUAAGGAGUGGUGGCUUGGCGAGGCACAUGGCCAGAGAGGAUACGUUCCAGCUAAUUAUUUAGGGAAGAUGACAUAUGCUUAGCAAUGAGUUCUUUUCCGUUUAAAGGACAGUGAAGCAUGGGAGGAAUUUGGAAUUUCUGUUUCCUUUUAUUGGAUGCUCCUGUGCGAUACAAAGUGAAGGAUCUAUUUUCUAUGUUUGAUUAUUGAAAAGAGUGGCAAAAGGGACAGAGGUCAAGUGCAUACAGGACCAUUGGCAGGCUGCAGGCUACUCUUAUGUUUAAAGCACUUAUACACGGUGUAUGCUGACAAAGCAAACCGAUGUACUGAAUAUGAAGUAUAAUCAUUCACUGUGACCAAAUAAAAAAAAAACACACACACACACACACACACACACACACACACACACACACACACACACACACACUCUCUCUCUCUCUCUCUCUCUCUCUCUCUUCUACCCAUUCUUAGCACGGGAGUUUCCUUAUUUUUAGCCAAACAUAUUUUCUGCGGGUACUAUGCACAAAUGAUGCAGUUGAUAAAAAGUACAUUUAGUAAACAUUAAAUUUACAUUUAUUCUGAAAUAUCCAACUACAUCACAUCUGACCCUUCUCUGCUGUAAGCUUUUCCUUUUCACCUCUGAAAGUUUAUUCCUGAUAAGGUUUAUUACGCAGCACAAUUGCCAUUAUACUCAUUUUUUUUAAUAGAUUUUUUGCAACGUCCAUGAAUGUAUAACCCAGUGCUAGUCAUUAGGUUGACAUUCAAAAUGUUGGCUCAGUUAAAAUGUCAUUGGGCUUAGACAAUGGUUAGUUUAGUAUCACAGCCAUUAUUGACAUUUCGUACCAAACCCAAAUAAACUUGUCAUGGCAAGGUGAUCUAUUAACUGCCAAUAUAUUGCCUACCUCUUCCUAUACAACCAAGCAAUUUAUUAGUUUUACUAUUAAUGUAUACAAAGCUUUCAUUUAUUCAUAUUUCCGUUUUCUUUAUCAUUGGUGUUUUUGACAAUAGCCUGAUCCACUGAAGGCCAGGUCAGGGAAUCAGGAAUGCUAAACAUGUUGAAAAAUCCCAAUCCCCCAAUUCCUGACCUAUUUUGGUUAGAAUCAGGAAAUUAGGCAUUUUAAACAUAUUUAAUUGCCAAGAUUCCACAACAGAUUGCUAAUGAUCGCUGGCGCAAUGAUCCGGUAAUCACGGUGACUGAUGUAUGGGGGUCAUUCUAUUUGUUUGUUUUUUUAUUUGAAGACCAAAAUGUAGGUACCAUUUUAAUUCUCUAUCAGUGUAGGUUUUUGCAAAUGGAAAUUACCAUGGAGGUAAAGCAUGUGCAGCCCAUUUUUUCACAGUGAAAGGGCUCAUGGUGCACAUUGUGUUAUACAGAUAGAUUUCAAAGCAAUAUAAUAUUGCCAUUACUUGUAUAAGUGUAGCAUUUACAGUGGCUGGUAGAUAAUUACGAGGGACUUCUCUAUUAGAUGAACCCAGGCGGGACAGUUUUUUUCCAAAAAUAGAAAAGUAGUUUGCUAAGAGAUGGAUUAUCACCUCAUGACCAACAUGCAAACACAUCCCUCCAAUAUUAGCAUCCAUUAGGUCAGAUGUCCUAAUAAUGUCAUUCACAGAUGGACGCAGUUAGCAUGCACAGAAUGGGUCCUGCACAUGCGCAGUCUAUCCGCCAUCAUCAUAUGAAAAGCAUCAAGUUUGCCUACUACUCUGACUCAGGCCCCAUGUUGUAAACAUGUACUGUAGUCAGGGGCACUGACAGCUCUGCUGGGCCCCAGUACAGGGAGGGAGUGUGGCCAGAGCACCUGCUUAAAAAAAUAUUUUAAAAAUUGUAUAACGUGCAGCCUCAAAUCAGCCCUGCGCAGGUGUGAUUGUUCCCCCACGCAGGGAGCCGCGCACACGGUGCAAUUUGCACUAACUUUCCUUAUGAUUUUGACUAUAUAGUCAAAAUCGUAAGGUUCCUUUGCACCGUGUGUAUGCACCUUAAGUUCUCUCUCUCCCUGCCCAAAGUGCAUCUCUCUCUGCAAUGAGAAGGGGGGACUGGCCCCCAAACAGGCCUGUAUCCGGAUAAAGAGUACUCCCUCCCCCGGCACCACAAUGUGCACAAAGGCUUUAUAUUUAUGGCUCUUUUGUGUCAUCUUUAAAGAAUAAAAAGGUGUCCUAUUCAUUCCUGGACUGUUCUUGUUCUGACAUGAUGUAUAGGCCAUGAUUAACAGCACAGUCCGCGACACCAGUCAUGUCACUCUUUAUGUUGCCAUGGCUUCUGCAGAGGCAAAAGCCAAUCAAGCUAUUGACUAACACAUGAAUUACCGGUACUUAUAAUGCUGAUGUGUGAUGCUGCUAUUAGCCGAUAUGGUUAUAAAAUAACGUUUCAGGCAAUAUCACAAAGUCUUAGCUGCACUGUUGAAAGACUUCUCAGCCCAUGGUCUUUAAAAAUGCUAGCUAACACACUACACUCACAUCACAUCAAUUUGCUAUGUGGUUAGCUUAUGUCUGAAUAUAAUGUAUGUUGAUGGUAUAACUGCCAGCAUGAAGCACAUUGUGAAUGUUUCCACAUGUAUGUACAAUGUGCAGACAGGCAGCCUCCAAUUGAUCAUGUGAUAAGUGUCAUUAUAUUAAUUACACUUCCUCUAUAAAAUGAUAUCCUGCUAGACGGGUGAUAUUGGUAAACCUUUAUGACGGCAAUUGAUUUAAUUAAAUGUUAUACAGUAUAUUCCCUAUUUUAUCAAACAAGUGUACAGAUAGAAAUUUAUGAAACAAAAUGAUUUAUGCAUAGAUGUUAAUAUAUAAUAAAUGUUUAUAUAUGAA